CAAAUUUUCAGUUCAGUUCUGAAUGUGUCCAGCAGGGGGCAGCAGUCAAUCCGCUGAACGACGGUUGCAUUUCCGGUCUAACAUCGGCAGUUAUUGGUUAAGAAAGUCGCCUGUUUUGUAAGCGUUACGCAAAAUCUUUUGUAACUCUUGGAUGUGGAAUUACGUCAAACUAUUUCUCGUGCAAGAGUAGUGACUUGUGACUCUGUAUGCCGGCUUUAUUAGAGGUGCCAAUCAGAUGAAACACAAAGUAAGUUACUUCGUUAAUUUCUGCAGAUGUCCUUGUGGUCUUUAUAUCUGCUAAUGCAUGAAGCUGAUUCUGUGUGCAAUGGUAUGAAGAGUAAAAGUGUGAUUUUUGUCCUUGUAUCCACAAUGUCAAAAGUAAGUGUCUUCCUCCGACCAUACAGCAGGAUGUCUACGGUACCCAAAGUGUCUUUGGCCGGGGGUCUGGAGGUCUGCCGGAUCCUGAAUGGGAUGUGGCAGGUGUCCGGAGCGCACGGAGCGGUGAAUAAAACCAGGGCAGCUGAAGCCAUGCAGGCCUAUGUAGAUGCUGGUCUGACCACAUUUGACAUGGCAGACAUAUAUGGACCUGCAGAGGAAAUAUUUGGACUGUUCAACAGCCAGCUGAAAUCCUCUGGCAAUGUUGCCCCAGCUCUGCAAGGUUUGACUAAAUUUGUGCCAAGAACAGGACCAAUGGAGCGCAAGGUGGUGGAGAAGGCAUUGCAGCGCUCCAUGACCCGAAUGCAGGUGGACACUCUGGACUGUGUUCAGUUUCACUGGUGGGACUAUAGCGACAUGAGAUAUCUGGACGCACUGGGACACCUGUCUGACCUGCAGCAGGAAGGACUUAUCUGUGAGCUCGCCCUUACGAACUUUGACACCCAGAGAUUGGAGGAGAUCACUAACAAAGGCAUCCGCAUCUCCAGCAACCAGGUUCAGUACUCUCUGAUUGACCAGCGACCUGCGGUGAGGAUGGAGCAGUUCUGUCUGGCAAACAACAUCAAGCUCUUGACUUAUGGGACGCUGGCUGGUGGUCUGCUCUCUGACCGUUAUCUGGGGAGUGCGGAGCCCAAGUCCAGGGCGGAGCUCUACACCGCCUCCCUCUCCAAGUACAAGAACAUGAUAGACACCUGGGGUGGAUGGAGUCUCUUCCAGGACCUCCUCAUAACCUUGGAAACCAUUGCCAAGAGACAUGACUGCUCAGUGGCUAGCGUGGCAACGCGUUAUGUGCUGGACCGCCCUGCAGUGGGCGGGGUCAUCGUGGGUUGCCGGCUUGGCAUCGCUGGGGCGGAGCAGCACAUCAGUGAUAGUCUGUGUAGCUGCAGCCCUGACCUCAAGCUGAUGGCAGAAGAUCACGUCGCCAUUGAAGCAGUGACACGGCGCUCCAGGGACCUCAUGGCGCUCAUCGGAGACUGUGGGGAUGAGUACAGGAACUGAAGGGGGAGGGGUGGACUGACUGACUGGAUGUGGCAGAUCAGUGAGGAGGAGGAGGAGUGCAGCCACAUAACAGAAAAAUAAAUUCUGACUUCUGAUAUUUUCAUUUUAACUUUUUUUUGCAAAUUUUUAUGAAUUUUAUUGUUUUUAUUAAAUAUUGUAAAACAAGUUUUUUUUUUUUUACUCUUACAUGUUAGUGAUUUUUAGAAGCCUCAUUCAGGCGUGAAUAUGGCCGCAAUGAAACGCACAAACCUAAAAAUGUUUAAUUGUUUAGCAUUUGUGAAAAGCAGAGAAUGCAUACAGUUAAUGAAUUGUCUGCUUAAUGUUUAAUUUAAUAUUAAAUUAGUAACUACCUUACAAUGAUGAGGAUGUGUAAAGGUGAGAGGUUUUGUUCAUUUUUUUUCUUUUUCUUUUUUUCUUUUGCCUGUGUACUUAUUAAAUUAAUUUUUAAACAGUCACAAAAACAUUUUUUUCAGUCAACUCUUUUCUGUCUAGCCAUGGCAGAGUCCUGGAGGAACAGUCUUCAUUGAGUUUUCAUCAUUAUCAUGAUAACAUAGCAUGUUCCAACUUAAUACUAGCAGCCUAAAGUCCUUGUAUUUUUUUUUUUAUUAUUAAAAUGUUUAUUGCAGUUUAAAUGUUCUGAGCUUUUAAAAUGAUUAGAAGUACUUUAAGAUAAAUGCACAUUGAUAUUCCUUUGUGUCUGAAAAAUAAGCCAUGAGGUCAAGUGUCUGUGCAAUGCAGGGCGGGGACUCGGCGAAGUGGAAGAAAGUGGAGAAUCCUGUAGCUUUCACAAUGUCUGUAGGCCCAGAAAGCGAGAAAGUAAUGCAGCACGCACACAUAUGCAAAGUAAAUGCUAAGCUUCCAUGACUGAAUAAGAUUAAUUUGCAGAGACACAACCUGCCUGUAAUAAUUGGUAACUGACAAACUAAUCUUAUCUGUGUUGUUUUAUUGACUGAG
Messenger RNA from Melanotaenia boesemani (Boeseman's rainbowfish), 2388 nucleotides. RefSeq lists its product as uncharacterized. NCBI's taxonomy places the organism in Eukaryota, Metazoa, Chordata, Actinopteri, Atheriniformes, Melanotaeniidae. The record is from RefSeq and is a predicted model, not a curated record. The transcript is spliced from 7 exons. The coding region runs from base 274 to 1434 and encodes 386 amino acids.